AUGUCGUCAGAGCACCCCAUCAUCCUAUACCGAUACAAAUUCUCCCCCUAUGCGAAGAGGAUCGAGUGGUAUCUGCAACUUCGUGGCAUACCAUACAAGCAGACAGAACAACCGAAUAUGAUGCCACGUCCGGACGUCGCAGCACUCGGAAUCAAAUAUCGCCGGAUUCCCAUCCUCGCCAUUGGCCGAGACGUGUACCUCGACACCCGCCUCAUCCUCCAGAAACUCGAGACCCUCCCCGCCCCCGCGCCAAAGCUCGGGGCCGCAGCCGGCGACCACCGCGCCAUCGAGCGCCUGCUCGAAGCCCUCAUGGUCGACGCAGGCCCGUUCCUUUGGGCGGCGACGCUCAUCCCGCCACAGAUGCCCCUGUUCAAAGACAAGGCCUGGCUCAAGGACCGGUCGGACUUUGUGGGUGGUAGAAACUUCGGCGCCGCGCCGGCAGAGGCCAGGGCAGAAGCCGUCGCCAAUUUGCGCGGGGUGUUUGAGCUGUUGGAGACGGCGCUGCUCGUGGACGGGCGGGAGUGGCUGUUGAAGACGGACGGGCCGAGCCUGGCGGACAUCGAGGCUGUCUGGCCGUUGCACUGGCUUUGGGGGAUGCGUGUCGCGCUGCCGCCGGACCAGCUGUCCGAGAGGCAGUUCCCCAGGGUGUUUGCAUGGAUCGAGAGGUUUGACAAGGCCGUCUCUGCAGCUGCGGCGAGGCUGGGAAAGGUCCCUACCAUUGCAGGCGCCGAGGCCACGCAGGCUAUCUUGAGCUCUCCAUUUCUCGACGAGGACGGACAGGUCCAAGGAGGGGACCCUAUCGUCCAGGCAUUAGGUCUUUCCAAGGGUGACCGCGUUGUGGUGUUCCCGACAGACAGCGGCAUGACACACAAAGACUCGGGGGUCCUGAUUGGUUUGGACGAGAAGGAGGUGGUUUUCGAGACUAGGGCUGAGGUACAAGGCUCACCUGCCAUCAGGGUUCAUGCACCCAGACAUGGCUUCAGGAUUGCGAAAGAGGGCCAGGCUGCUCGCCUGUGA
This is a messenger RNA of Cryphonectria parasitica EP155, 1017 nucleotides long. RefSeq lists its product as uncharacterized. The record is from RefSeq and is a predicted model, not a curated record. The coding region runs from base 1 to 1017 and encodes 338 amino acids. The transcript is spliced from 2 exons. NCBI's taxonomy places the organism in Eukaryota, Fungi, Ascomycota, Sordariomycetes, Diaporthales, Cryphonectriaceae.